AUGGCGUCCACGGAGAUAGAGCUGUGGAACCAGUUGCUGCCGUGCCAAUGCUAUUGCGUUGUCCCGACUUCAACGUCGCCCCAGACGGCGAUUCAAGUCACCGUGUUCGGGUGCGGCGGGAUCGCCAUCGCCUUCUGUGGCUCUCACAAGCUCAUAGACGGGACAACGGGGUCGGCUUUCAUUAAAACUUGGGCUUCUUUCAACCGAGGCUCCAACGGAGAAUUACGUAAUCCCGAUGUGUUAGACGCGGCGUCGCGGUUGUUCCCUCCGAUGGAGUCGAUCCCUCAAGACCACUUGUCUUUAACCGAAACGCUUUGGUUCCGAGAAGGGUGGCACACGACCAAGUCAUUCUCGUUCCAUGACGAUGCCAUAGCCACCCUAAAGCUCAAAGCCAAAAGCAAACGCCUCGAGCACCCAACACGAAACGUAGCCCUCACAGCAUUCAUAUGGAAACACGCCAUGUUGGCUACUAGAGCCGCAUCGGGACGUUCGAGACCCACGGUGUUAACCCAAUCGGUGAAUCUCCGACCGAUGCUGAAUUUACCCGAACAUGCAAUCGGAAACCUGGUUUGGUUCGUGAUCUCUUCGUAUAACCCGAGUGCCACCGCCACAGACAUCGAGUUGGACCACUUGGCCUAUUUGGUGAAAGACGCAUUGGACGUUUCCAAAGCUCAAAUCUCACUUUUACAAAGCGGGGAUGUGUUGAAAGCCGUGACGGAACUGUCGUAA
Messenger RNA from Hibiscus syriacus, 729 nucleotides. RefSeq names its product deacetylvindoline O-acetyltransferase-like. The transcript has a single exon. The coding region runs from base 1 to 729 and encodes 242 amino acids. Lineage: Eukaryota; Viridiplantae; Streptophyta; Magnoliopsida; Malvales; Malvaceae. The record is from RefSeq and is a predicted model, not a curated record.